Molecule: messenger RNA, 1452 nt
Organism: Harpegnathos saltator (Jerdon's jumping ant)
Lineage: Eukaryota; Metazoa; Arthropoda; Insecta; Hymenoptera; Formicidae
Gene: Uba5
Product: Ubiquitin-like activating enzyme 5
Exons: 6
Coding region: 163-1356 (397 amino acids)
Biological process (GO): protein ufmylation
Cellular component (GO): cytosol; cytoplasm
Molecular function (GO): UFM1 activating enzyme activity
Source: RefSeq, a predicted model, not a curated record
ACUGCUACAUGUGUGAGUGGGACUUGAUGGAAGAGGAAGAAAGGAAGUGAGAGUUAAAAGGACAUCAGCGUGUCAAUCAGUUGAGACUAGGAACAGCUGUGUGAGAGAGCUAUAGGAACAAUUAAUCUUGGUCUCAAAUAGCAAUUUUUUAGUCAUUGCAAGAUGAGUGAGGAUGAAUGCUUGCGAAGGAGAAUCAGAGAACUCGAAAACGAGCUAGAAGUAAGGAGAAAAAAGGACGCGGUGUCCAUGAGAGAAAAGAUCGAACAUAUGUCAGCGGAGGUGGUGGAUUCGAAUCCGUACAGUCGGUUGAUGGCACUCAAGCGUAUGGGUAUCGUAGAUAAUUACGAGAAAAUCAGGGAAUUGACCAUAGCCAUAGUCGGGAUUGGUGGUGUCGGCAGUGUGACGGCUGAGAUGCUGACGAGAUGUGGUAUUGGCAAGCUGAUAUUAUUCGACUAUGAUUGCGUAGAAUUAGCCAAUAUGAACAGGCUGUUCUUUCAACCGCAUCAAGCAGGUCAGAGCAAAGUGGUAGCUGCGGCAUGCACCUUGCAGCACAUAAAUCCCGAUGUGGAGAUUGAAACAUGCGAUUACAAUAUUACAUCCGUCGAUUAUUUUCAAAACUUUAUGCACACAAUAAGUAAAUGCAGUUUGAAAAAAGGCCCGGUCGAUUUGGUAUUGAGUUGCGUUGAUAACUAUGAAGCUCGCAUGACGGUUAACUUAGCGUGCAAUGAACUUAAUCUGAGGUGGUUCGAAAGUGGCGUUUCUGAAAAUGCCAUGUCCUGUCACAUUCAGUUUAUCAAACCUGGUGAAACAGCCUGUUACUCGUGUGCUCCACCUUUGAUCGUUGCGUCUAGCAUCGACGAGAAGACCCUGAAGCGCGAAGGCGUAUGUGCCGCGUCGUUACCCACCACGAUGAGCAUAGUGGCAGGUUUCCUAGUGCAGAACACUUUAAAGCUUCUGCUGGAAUUUGGCCAAGUGUCUCACUACUUGGGUUACAAUGCUAUGGAAGAUUUCUUCCCUAAAAUGACCCUGAAGCCGAAUCCGAAUUGCAGCGAUUCUCUUUGCCGGAAAAGACAGCAAGAGUAUUUAUCAAAGACAAAAGAUCAACAGCCGAAUUCGUCCAAAGCAACGCUUGAAGAGAAAGCUGACCUGGAGAAGCCCGAAAAGCACGAAGAGAACGAGUGGGGAAUCUCAUUGGUAGACGAGGGACAGUCGGACAAAGAAUCAAGUGUAUCGACAGCCCCGGGUGUACGACGCGCGUACGCUCCGCCUACGCAACCAUCCGACGCGGAAAGCGAACAAACCGUUCCCGAAUCCACAAGUUUAGAGGAACUAAUGGCAGAAAUGAAAUGUAUCUGAAGAUAAUUUGGUGUCGAGUAUACACAUUCCACACUUGCAACAUUUCGAAUAUUUGUAUCUAUCUGUAUUAAACGUGACUUAUUUUUGAUUCAUAAA